AUGCAUCCAACCAGCAAGGUGAACAAUUAUAAUGGCCAAAGGGUUUCAGCUGUAGCCACGCCAACCAGUCCAUCGUUUGCAAAAACGAAAGGCGGAAACAAGCCUCUUCCAGCGCAGGAUCUUGUUCACGACAGGAAAUCGCCAAAGAAAAAUUCGAGCGAUGGUAUUAAUGUUGGAGCGAACGUGAAAUCAUCCCCGAAAGGAAAAGGCAAAAGAAAGCCCUGCCCAGUAGAUCAUGUUGGUGGUAAAGGUAAGGUUUCAUCCCCACAGGCUCGGGAACUUCGUCGCUCCAUCAUCAGUCGCUUGCAAAAAACUGGUUACGAAAAGGCGGCUCCAUCUGGAUCCAGACUAUGUAACAGUUGUUCCAAGAAGGGCAAUGCCGCGUCGUAG
Babesia ovata is the source of this 390-nucleotide messenger RNA. RefSeq names its product retrotransposon unclassified, putative. The transcript is spliced from 2 exons. NCBI's taxonomy places the organism in Eukaryota, Apicomplexa, Aconoidasida, Piroplasmida, Babesiidae. The record is from RefSeq and is a predicted model, not a curated record. The coding region runs from base 1 to 390 and encodes 129 amino acids.